This is a messenger RNA of Callorhinus ursinus (northern fur seal), 864 nucleotides long. NCBI's taxonomy places the organism in Eukaryota, Metazoa, Chordata, Mammalia, Carnivora, Otariidae. The record is from RefSeq and is a predicted model, not a curated record.
AUGACGGUGCCAUGCUUUGCCCCAUUGUUGUCUUCACAUGGCAUUUCUUCUCUCUCCUUUCAGGUAGAAAUUGAGAAGCUGGAUUACCAUCAUUAUCUGCCCCUGUUUUUUGAUGGGCUCUGUGAAAUGACAUUUCCCUACGAGUUUUUUGCUCGGCAAGGAAUCCACGACAUGCUGGAACACGGGGGGAACAAGAUUCUUCCUGUCAUUCCACAGCUCAUUAUCCCGAUAAAAAAUGCCUUGAACCUUCGAAACCGACAGGUCAUCUGCGUCACUCUUAAAGUCCUCCAGCAUCUGGUUGUGUCCGCUGAGAUGGUGGGUGAAGCUUUGGUGCCCUAUUACCGGCAAAUCCUCCCCAUCCUGAACAUCUUUAAGAAUAUGAAUGUGAACUCGGGAGAUGGCAUCGACUACAGCCAGCAGAAGAGGGAGAACAUCGGCGACCUGAUCCAGGAGACGCUGCAAGCGCUCGAGCGCUACGGCGGGGAGGACGCGUUCAUCAACAUCAAGUACAUGGUCCCCACCUACGAAUCGUGCGUGCUCAACUAGCGGCAGGCGGCCGCGGCGGGCGCGGGCUCCCCUCCCGGUCCCGCGCUCCCGUCAUCCGUCUCUGCUACUUUCGGCAUCUCAUUCCUGGUGACUUCUACAGCUUUCUUUUCUACAGCUGCUAAAAUAGUGGCUUAUGGGCCAUUGGACCGUUAGCCCUAUUGAGAGCAAGGCUUUCCAAUACAUAAAUAGUGCCUGUUUCUUAGAUUACAAUAGCGUACUGUGCUUAUUUGUUCUCAGAGAAGAAUUGCUUCUUUAUACAGCUCGGACAGAAGCAGGAGUCCGAGUUAAACCUUCAGUUGUAUAGACAAUAAAACUAUA